ACCACCUCCCUCCACCCACAGGUUCAAGAUGCUGAGCCUGGAGUUCGACCACUCCUGUCGCUACGACUAUGUAGAGGUGCGUGAUGGUGACAGCAUCAACUCUCGUGUGAUUGGUCGGUUCUGUGGGAACGACAGGCCUGCUCCAAUCCAGAGCUCCGGCAACUCCCUACACGUCCUGUUUGUGUCCGAUGGCUAUAAGAACUUUGACGGCUUCUUUGCCACCUUCCAGGAGAGCUCAGGUAGGAACAAUACAUGCCUGAGAGGAAACCUAUGACUCUCAUGGUGACUAAGUAGAUCACUAUGGAGUGGAUUUUGUAGCAAAUGUAUGCUAAUUCAAUACCAAAAUCCAUUAUUGUAAUUGUGGUUUGGAUGGAAAUGUCCAUCAUAAGUUGGGAAAGUUGAAAAAAGCUACCUGAAUGUUAACUGUUAUGAAAACUAAGCAGAGCACACCCUUAUCAAACUCAUGCCUGGGGAUCCCUGGUUGGCAGCCUAACAGAGAAACCCCGUAUUAAGUACCAACUUAUCCUAUCACUCAGUUCCUCAUUCAAACCCAAUCACUAUGAACACACACUGUAACACAGUACUGCAAGCCAGCUGCACUCAAGCAUAAAAUACAAACUGUAGUAGGCUACUGUACAUUUUUAGGGAUGGGUGUUGGAGAGUAGGUAUGAAUUUAAACAACAAUGUAUUUUCUCACUUUUAUACCGUUUGUUUUAUUUUUUUGCCAUAUCCCCAACAUAAGCUAUCUACUACAAAACCUUUGCUGCAUUUCAAAGCAAUACUAAGGACACAGCAAAGUAUACUCUCCUGGUCUCCUUAAUAGUGCAGAUGAAGGGAAGGAGUGAGGAAAGCCUGCAAUUAUUUGUAAAUAUAUUUUUUACUGCUGUUAUAUAGCCCAUUUCUUGUGUCUAAUCAUCCUUCCUGCUCCUGUGUGUUUGCAGCGUGCAGCUCCUCCCCCUGUCUCCAUGAUGGUACCUGUAUCCUGGGCACUUCCUACUCCUACCACUGUGGCUGUCUGGCUGGCUACACUGGACAGACGUGUGAGAAUGGUGAGUACACUAAACUUUGGGUCAGCCUAUUCACAAAGGUAUCCCCUGACCAUAUCCUCAGAGUCCCAUAAGUGCUGUUAGGUUCUGACAAAUAUACAGUAAAAAAUGCAUGCACUUCCACGGAAAGCUCAAACCAAGUUUAUUCACCCAAAGGGUCAACAAGCUGAAAAUACAUAAACCUGUUUACACCAGCACAAAUAUAUAUACCCCUAUUUGGGUGAAGUAUCCUCCUUCCCUCUAAACAUGACAUGUUUAUUGUUAGGAAGGAAGUUAAGUGAUGCAGGCAAUAAACUGUUCCUUCUCCCUUAAUAUGACCUGACCUGACCUGACCUGAUUUCAACCCCCUUCCUCACUAAUCCACAGCUCUCCACCCUUUUCAGUGACUGCAAUCAUGUGAUUGCCUCUCCUUUACUCAAUACAUUCCAAAGCCCCCUGGCUCCUAUCCAACCUUAAUUGACCCCACCAUAUACAUUCCUCCUACAGAUAACCAGUAACUUCUGGUGUGUAUACCAGACUAUGGCACUCCACCUUUCUAUAGGAUAACUGAUAAUUCAAUAACAUUCUGACACAAUGUACACGUCCUGCAUUCCUCUCUCUCCCUUAUCAAAUCAAAUCAAAUCAAAUUUUAUUUGUCACAUACACGUGUUUAGCAGAUGUUAUAGCGGGUGUAGCGAAAAGCUUGUGCUUCUAGCUCCGACAGUGCUGUAAUAUCUAACAAUUUCACAACAUAUACCCAAUACACACAAAACUAGUAAGGAAUGGAAUUUAAGAAUAUAUACAUAUAUGGACAAGCAAUGACAGAGCGGCAUGGACUAAGAUACAGUAGAAUAUUAUAGAAUAGAAUGCAGUAUAUACAUAUGAGAUGAGUAGUUCAAGAUAUGUAAACAUUAUUAAAGUGACUAGUGUUCCAUUUCUUAAAGUGGCCAGUGAUUUCAAUAGGCAGCAGCAGCCUCUAAUGUGCUAGUGAUGGCUAUUUAACAGUCUGAUGGCCUUGAGAUAGAAGCUGUUUUUCAUUCUCUCGGUUCCAGCUUUGAUGCACCUGUACUGACCUCGCCUUCUGGAUGAUAGUGGGGGGAACAGGCAGUGGCUCGGGUGGUUGAUGUCCUUGAUGAUCUUUUUGGCCUUCCUGUGACAUCGGGUGCUGUAUGUGUCUUGGAGGGCGGGUAGUUUGCCCCCGGUAACGCGUUCGGCAGGCCCCAGUUGUCGUACCAGGCAGUGAUACAGCCCAACAGGAUGCUCUCAAUUGUGCAUCUGUAAAAGUUUGUGAGGGUUUUAGGUGCCAAGCCGAAUUUCUUCAGCCUCCUGAGGUUGAAGAGGCUCUGUUGCGCCUUCUUCACCACACUGUCUGCGUGGGUGGACCAUUUCAGUUUGUCGGUGAUGAGUGCGCCAAGGAACCUGAAGUUUCCACCUUCUCCACUGCGGUCCCGUCGAUGUGGAUAGGGGGGUGCACCCUCUGCUGUUUCCUGAAGUCCACGAUCAUCUCCUUUGUUUUGUUGAUGUUGAGUGAGAGGAUAUUUUCCUGGCACCACACUCCCAGAGCCCUCACCUCCUCCCUGUAGGCGGUCUCGUCAUUGUUGGUAAUCAAUCCUACUACUGUUGUGUCGUCUGCAAACUUGAUGAUUGAGUUGGAGGCGUGCUUGGCCACGCAGUCAUGGGUGAACAGGGAGUACAGGAGGGGCUGAGCAUGCACCCUUGUGGGGCCCCAGUGUUGAGGAUCAGCGAAGUGGAGAUGUUGUUUCCUACCUUCACCACCUGGGGCUGACCCGUCAGGAAGUCCAGGACCCAGUUGCACAGGGCGGGGUUCAGACCCAGGGCCUCGAGCUUAAUGAUGAGCUUGGAGGGUACUAUGGUGUUGAAUGCUGAGCUAUAGUCAAUGAACAGCAUUCUUACAUCGGUAUUCCUCUUGUCCAGAUGGGAUAGGGCAGUGUGCAGUGUGAUGGCGAUUGCAUCGUCUGUGGAUCUAUUGGGGCGGUAAGCAAAUUGAAGUGGGUCUAGGGUGACAGGUAAGGUAGAGGUGAUAUGAUCCUUGACUAGUCUCACAAAGCACUUCAUGAUGACAGAGGUGAGUGCUAUAGGGCGAUAGUCAUUUAGUUCAGUUACCUUUGCUUUAUUGGGUACAGGAACAAUGGUGGCCAUCUUGAAGCAUGUGGGAACAGCAGACUGGGAAAGGGAGAGAUUGAAUAUGUCCAUAAACACACAAGCCAGCUGGUCUGCGCAUGCUCUGAGGACGCAGCUAGAGAAGGAGAGGCCACAGUCCUUGGUAGUGGGCUUCGUCAGUGGCACUGUGUUAUCCUGAAAGCGGGCGAAGAAGGUGUUUAGCUUGUCUGGAAGCGAGACGUCGGUGUCGGCGACGUGGCUGGUUUUCCUUUUGUAGUCCGUGAAUGUCUGUAGACCCUGCCACAUACGUCUCGUGUCUGAGCUGUUGAAUUACGACUCCACUUUGUCUCUAUACUGAUGUUUUGCCAGUUUAAUUGCCUUGCGGAGUGAGUAGCUACACUGUUUGUAUUCUGCCAUAUUCCCAGUCAACUUGCCAUGGUUGAAUGCGGUGGUUUGCGCUUUCAGAUUUGCGCGAAUGCUGCCAUCUAUCCACGGUUUCUGGUUAGGGUAGGUUUUAAUAGUCACAGUGGGCACAACAUCACCUAUACACUUCCUGAUAAACUUAGUCACCGUUUCAGUGUAUUCAUCUAAAUUAUUUUCGGAAGCUACCCGGAACAUAUCCCAGUCCGCGUGAUCAAAACAACCUUAUUGACAUGAUUAAAGAUCUUUCAAGUUUAUAAGUCAGAACACGUCAGUGCUAACAACAGUGAGUGAGUCACCAUCACAGGGGCUCUGUGGUGUGGAGGGCUUCCAGACAAGCUGCCUUCCCUACUGGUCAUCUUGCUCUCUGGCCCAGGCCAAUCGGCUGCUUAGGAAAACUGUCCCGUGUCGACAGAUGGACCAUAAACCGCUAUGACCACCUGACGGAAUUUCAUGAAACUACAUCUCACCAUCUGAGUUUAUAUAUGGAUAAUAAACGACAUGGAGAGAAAGACUGUGAGAGAGAAUGAUGAGAGAGAGAGAGAGAGACAGUGAGGAAGAGAGACAGAUAAUGAUAGAUACUGGCAGACAGAGAAUGAGUAAGCAAGGCUAAACUAAGCUAGGCUUCCCUAUGGCCAUCUGUAUCUGGGGCAGUCACCUGCCUGCCACACACACCAUGCCAGGGAGCCCCCUACCUCAUCCUAAUAGGGCUCCAACAGGGCCCUGUAUUUCUGGAGCUCCUUCUGUCCACAGCUCCACCACAACCCUGCUUCUUUAUGGGUGUCUGGACGCAGGCCUGGGAUUCCGUACCCACCACCACACCCCUCCCCUCUCCCCAGACCCUGAGAAAACAGGCUGGCAAAGAGCCCUAUCAUUUAUUUUCAGGUGGUCUUAUUUUCAGGGCUACAUUUGAGUCUAUAAAACUAAUGGUGAAACAAACCUGCCUCUAUAAUCUAAGCCAGCUUUUCCGUUGGAUGAGAGGCGCUCAUAAAACGCAUGGAAGAAGUGGAGGGAUGGAAUUCCGUACAAGUUGUUCGUUCAGCUGGUAUUCCCAUGAGCAGGGCUGGCCUGCUCGUUUGUGAGGUAGAUUUGGGAUAACACUAAUGUGGUAUAUGUUGUGGAAACACACGUACAUUACUCCCAGUUUAUGCCAGAGGCAGUUAGACUAAAGAACUGAAAUGGUGGACUUGGCAGCGGCUGCACUUCGGGUCUGCAAUAAUUUACCUAGCAUUAAACAGUAUUCCAAACAACCUUCCUCCUGACUCUCUCUAUAUUUCCGAUGAAGCAACAUUCUUUAUUUUAGAUUAGGAUUAUUGAAACAUAGUUUCUGAGGCGUUGACAGGAGUUAGUGGUGAAUUAAUGAGGCUUCAUUAAUCAUAACAUCCUCUGUUAGCAUUCCUUAAUAAUGGCUAUGACUCAUCCCAGUAGAGACAGCCCAGUAGGAGAUUGGCUAUACUGGGGUAGACAGACAGACACUGGGAUGGGAGGACAGGGGUGUGGGCAAACACAGAGGAUAUGAUAGACUCUCAUUUUAACACCCCCCACCUUUUAUGUCUGUUUUUCUAAGAAAGAACAUGACUCAACAGGGUGGUGCACAUUUUCCUUUUCCACGUCCGGAAAGCCAAGUGAAACCCCCCUGUCCUGUCCCAUGUGAGGCUCGACUGAAGGGUGGAAAUGUUGGUAGGCAGGGAGAUAGUGAUUAUAGGGAGGGUUCCUCUGAUGGUUUUGGAUCACACUGCUGUCAGACCAUGGCCAGAGAGAGGGAGAGAAGCAUGGGGCUGGUCCUAUGACACAGUAUGGUCCCAAGAGGGGAUACUGUAUCACAUCAAAAUCAAAUCACAUUUUAUUGGUCGCAUACUCAUAUUUAGUAGAUGUUAUUGCGGGUGUAGCGAAAUGCUUGUGUAUCCCCCAUUACAGAGUGAUAUGAUGCACAUAAUAACAAGCCCUACACAUACACACCCCUUGUACACGUGUGUGUAUGUGGGGGGGUUUGUGUGUGUGUGUUCGUGCAGAUAUGUGUGUGCUUGGUAUUUUGCUUUGUUCCGGACCAGAGAGAGGGGAACCGAUAGUGAAUUACAAAUUGAUGUGUGCUUUUUGUGUCAAUCAAGUUCUCUGUUUCAAAGCCGGGCAUUGUCUGAACAAUUACACCCACUAUUCCAUUCCACAUCAACCCAAGCCCCACGCUACCAACCCACAUCAUAAAAACACUUCACUGCUGUGGAAAAUUGAACAGUUUGACUAAAGCUUAUUUUUACUAGGAGUUUUCUAUUUCUUCCUCUGUACGUCGCCUUGAGAGCUGUUCAGACUUUUUCCAGGCCUGCUGAAAUGAUCUAUUAAUAAGGCAGUACGAUGUGGAGGCUAUAUUUAUAAACUUCUAGCUAGUCAAAGAGGUAUUUCUGAGGAGGAAGAAUGGGUUUGUAAAUGAUGAACUGGGUUCUAAGAGCCCUUAGGCAGUAGGUGGCUAUUCAGAAAGAGUUGUGUUUAUACCAGACAACAAAAUGCUAAUACUGUAUCACACAGCAGUGAACACACUGAAGUUGUGUUUAUGGCUGGCAUAAGAUUGGUAGCAUUAUAGUGGACAGAAGAUGAAACGUGUUCAGAAUGCAUGAGAAGGGUUGUGUGUAAUUGUGUAUGUGUGUGUAUGGGUUUGUGUGUAUCCCUCUAGUUGUAGGUUGUCGGAGGCCCCCAGUACCUGUCCAUGGCUCCACAGAGGGGGUAUUCCAUCACUCAGGGGCACAAGUCACGUUCAGCUGUGACCCCGGGUUCGAGCUGAGGGGGAUCCGCACAGUCGUAUGCCUCCGGGAUGGCACCUGGAGCGCCCCUGCCCCCCAGUGUGGUAAGAGGCCAGUGAGAGAGAGGGGCACAAUAUACACUGAGUGUACAAAACAUUAGGAACACCUGCUCUUUCCAUGACAUGGACUGACCAGGUGAAUCCAGGUGAAAGCUAUGAUCCUUUAUUGAUGUCACUUGUUAAAUCCACUUCAGUCAGUGUAGAUGAAAAGGAGGAGACGGGUUAAAGAAGGAUUUUCAAGCCUUGAGACAAUUGAGACUUGGAUCGUGUAUGUGUGCCAUUCAGAGUGUGAAUGGGCAAGACAAAAGAUUGAAGUGCCUUUGAGCGGGGUAUGUGUCAAGAACUGCAACGCUGCUGUGUUUUUCACGCUCAACAGUUUCCUGUGUGUAUCAAGAAUGGUCCACCACCCAAAGGACAUCCACCAAGUUCAUGACCUGCCGAAUUGAGGCUGUUCUGAGGGCAGAAGGGGUGCAACUCAAUAUUCUGAAGGUGUUCCCAAUGUUUUGUACACUCAGUAUAUAUUUGGGCGCUUUGUGAAAAAUCUAACCUGAUUGACCUUAGUGACAUUAACGCUGUAGGUUUGUUUUAUACAAUAACAUUUGAGACUUACUGACACAACAGCUACUCUGAGGAAUAUACAUAUUUACAACUCAUCUGAAAAAUUAUGCAAUAGUGUCUGACCACCUCAAUCCCAUCUUCACUGAGCCUACUUGAUCUCUGUGUUCCUCUGCAGUGCCCAUGGUGAAGUUCUGUGCCAUCCCAGCUAAGCCUGUCCAUGGAGACCACUUCCUGGUGUACGGGCCCAAUGACGUCAUCCUCGCCCUGCAGUAUCUGUGCUACCAGCCCUACAAGCUGAGCGGAACACACCAGAGAACCUGUCUGCCCAACAACACCUGGAGCGGAACACUUCCCACCUGUGGCAAAGGUUAGUGUCAGAGCAUGGCAUGACAGGAAUAAGAGUUUGGAGACAGUGGGAACAGGUGUUGACAGACAUCAACAGUUGUCCUAUUAUUAUUGUAAAAUGACUAUGUGCUACGUGACCAAGCCUGCGUGAAAUUGAUCAUAUUUCACUAGUAAAAUGUGUACAACCAUUCAGAAUCAUUAGUCAACUGUAUAACAACACUAAUUUACAACAAUUUAAAUCCAGUAAUUCACUUUUUUUCUCUCUUCUUGUUCUUACAGUGAAUAAUACACUUGCUGAAUCAGGCAAAGAUACAGAGAAGGACAAAGAAAAUGAUGCAGAAAAAGACAAAGACACUGACUCAGCCCCACAUAAAGACAUAGAAAAACCCAAAGACAAAGAAAUAGACAACACUAAAGGUAUCAAGGAGGACGUGGCUGGUAAAGAUCCAGACACAGGCCUGAGGAACACGACAGUGGACAUUAGAGACGGUAAAGAUAAAACAUAGACAUUACUCUGGUGAAUAUCCCAGGAGGAAGAAAGGAUCAAAUGAGUGACAAAGAAAAAGAAACAGGGCUAGAGAAAACUACUGGAGGUAGCAAGGAUAAAGUGGACAGUGAAGAAACAGAUGACAUGUUAAACACAGUGGAGGGAGAGAGAGAAAAUGACUUGGGGAAAACCACAGCGGACACAGAUGGCAGUCCAGAUACGGGGGGAGACACAGACGUGAUACGGGAGAUAGGAAAGACAACAGAGGUUCCUGAGAUAAUGGUGGUGGAGGAUAAAGGACAGGAGGAAGAGGAGAAGAAAGAGCAACCGGUAGAUACAAGCAGUGAUCCAAACAUAGUUGAUCCUAAUGACUUAAAACCUAGAGGAGACACAUUUGCCAUAGAUUACACUGAGAUAAAACCUAGGGGAGACACAUUUGCCAUAGAUUACACUGUUACGGAUGUGUUUGGCACCAAUGACAUAGAGCAUGGUAUGAAUACAACAGUGUCUAAAGACAUUGUGAAGAGUAUUAUUCCAGCUAGAAGCAACAACACACAGUUCGCCCCAUAUUCAUCAGGAGGUCAGGACACCAAAAGGCCUGUGGAAAAACCACGCAAAGACAUAGGAUCAACUAAAGAUUCAGGAGGAGCCAAAGACACAGUGGCAAGUACAAGUAAACCUGAAGAGGAAAAUACAGGAAAAGAUUCAGAAAAACCAUCUAAAGAAGAGUCUGAGUAUGAGAAGAGAGAGAACCAAAUCAUCAAUGGUAAGACUCAGAAUCACCCCAACACCUUAGGUGCAUGUUGUAAAAUACACUGCACAAUUAAAACAGAUAUUAAAAUGACUCUCAACAUCUUAGAUUUUCUUUCACACUCUCUCGCUCCCUUUCCAUCUCUCUAUCUUCCGCUCUCGCCACCUGCUCUCUUUCCCUUACUCCCUCCUUCCAGAGAAGAGCUGUCCUCCUCUCCCACGGCUCUACCAUGGGUACCAGCAGGUGGUGCCAGGGAUGGUGCCAGAGACGGUGGAGUUCUUCUGUAACCACUCGUACGCUCUGAGUGGUGACGCCCGACGCUCCUGCCAGCCUGGCGGCUCCUGGGGGGGCGCUCAACCCUUUUGUGUGAGAGGUAGGCACUGGAAUGUGUGUGUUUGUGUGUGAUUGCGCGCAAGCGUGUGUGCAUGGGUGUGUGUGUGCCUCUACUUUGUGAUUAUCAUCUAGGGAUAUGCUGUUGCACCUGUCAGUUAGGCACUACCUUUAGCAGCCUCUAAUCAACCCAACAUUGAGAAUGAGAGCAGCUCCCUGCCUGACAGUAGGUUUUAAUGGGAACCCUGUGUAUGUUUGUCUGCAGCCUGCAGAGAGCCGAAGGUCUCCGAGCUGGUAAGACAGAGAGUUCUGCCUCCACAGGCUCCAUCCAGGUAUGUCUAAUGAUUUACAUUAACAUAUUAUGUUACAUAGCAGACACAAAUAUGCACAUUAUAUAGUCUACAUACAGUAAAUACGACAGACGUAAGCAUUCACCAACACUACACAUAUCCGCAUUACCUUAGCAAUCAUCAUUUUUCAAAACCACAUACAUAUAAAACAUGUGCAUAAUCAUAUAUCAACAUCAUACACACACCACAACAGACCAUGAAUAUUAUGUAUGACCCUCAUUAAUGCACACAGCAUAGCAGAAGACAUAGCUCUAUCCUUUAGUGACAGAGGCACUUUACCAUGUGAAGCCCACAUAAAGGUUUGCCAUUUAAAAACCUAAAAGGACUCUACUUAUACACACCGCUAGCCUCUUAAAGAACAUUAUACACUAGUUGUUUCUGUAAAGGCAUCUCCAAGGACCCCUCUCCUCUCUCCCUCUCAGGAAGACCCCUGUGCAUAAGCUCUACUCCUCCUCUGGGUUCGGGAGGCUGUUCCAGUCCGCCGGCCCCACCAAAGGUCCUCCAGUGCUAUCCCAGCUGCCCCAGGGCUUCCACCACCUCUACACUCACGUAGAGUACGAGUGUGCCUCUCCCUUUUAUCACCACUCAGGCAGCGCACGCCGCACCUGCCUCAAGACUGGCAAGUGGAGUGGGCGUCAUGUCUCCUGCUCGCCAGGUGAGGACAGCAGAGCCACAUUACUUGAUAUAAAGAAAGGUUUUUCUUGCCGCUUAGGCGUGCUAGAAUGGCACAUUCAAACCACACCCAGACACUAAACAAUCAAGGAAAUUGGACUGAAAAACGAAUAUUCCAGGGUGGGUAUGAUAUGGAAUAAGUUUUCCAUACAUUACAAUAUCAAGUGUUGUUUUAUCACUCUGGCAGGUCUGAUGUUUAUUCUCUUUCUUCUCUUUCUUUCCACCCUUCUCCUCCCUGGCCACACUUUCCUCUUCUCCACCCUUGUCUCUCCAUCCUUCUCUUUUCCCAGUGUGUGGGAAGCACCCCACAUUUGACCCUCAGAGCCCAGCAGAGUCCCACUGGCCCUGGCUAGCCGCCAUCUACCGACGCUCCACCAACGGAGCAGGGACCAAGCUGGACAAGAAGGCCAGCCUGGAUGGGUCACUAAAGAUGGGGCCUGGAGCUGGACCAGGAGCAGGGGCUGGGUUCCAGGGACAGGACGAGGCCUCAGGCUGGCAGCUGGUGUGUAGCGGGGCCCUGGUGAACCAGCGGAGUGUGGUGGUGGCAGCCCACUGUGUGACUGAGCUGGGGAAGCUGUACCCUCUGGAUGCAGCCAAGGUCAAGGUGGUGAUGGGAAAACACUACCGCAGUGACCUCCGGGAGACCAAGGGCCUGCAGCAUCUCAGGGUAAGAGAGGGGUUGGAUAGGGCUGAGGGGGUUGGGGGCCGUGAAUAGGGAGUGAGAAAGGGUUUGGAGAGGGCUAACUGGGUUGGUGGGUAGGGGUGGCAAGUAAGGAAUGAAAGGGGUUUAUACUAUAUAGGCUAGGGAGACCACCUGUACUCAGUUAGCCACACACUGCACUAAUUACACUGAAAUACAACUAUGGUGUACAGUUCACCACACAUGAGGUAACACACUAUAUAGGUCUAUUUACCAGCCUAUGGGAUCUAUAUAAUACUAAUGGCUGGGUGGCAGGGGUUUUAAACCUGUGUCCAAUUAUAAUGCAGCCUUUUACAAACAUGACGUCAUGUCUACCACAUCUAGCCAUGUAAUACAGCCCCAUGUUUGUUUAUGUUCAGUCAUUGAAUAGGUCCCAGAAAGCUACAUUGACUGUAAGUAAACACCAACGUGGUUGUGCUACAUUGCUAGUCUGGAUCUAUCCAACAUACACAGUAGCUUAUUUUCCAUUUUGCAGUUUACUGUAUAUGGUUUAAUAAAGCAAUAAGGUCAGAGGGGGUGUGGUAUAUGGCCAAUAUACCAUGGCUAAGGGCUGUUCUUAUGUGCCUGGAUACAGCCCUUAGCCGUGGUAUAUGAAAAAUGUAUGCACUCACUAACUGUAAGUCGCUCUGGAUAAGAGCGUCUGCUAAAUGACUAAAAUCUAUAUUGGCCUUAUACCACAAACCCCCGAGGUGCCUUAUUGCUAUUAUAAACUGGUUACCAACGUAAUUAGAUCGGUAAAAUAAAUGUUUUGUCGUACCCGUGGUAUACGGCUGUCAGCCAAUCAGCAUUCAGGCCUCGAACCACCCAGUUUGUAAUAGUACAUAAAGGACAGUCAAUUAAUGUAUGAGCAUAUGAGUGAGGAGUGUGAGUUGCCAGGUAACAAGCCCAGCUACUAUCGUCCCACAGAGAGGCAAGCUGUCACCCUGCUGUUCCGUUUGGCACAGGCUCUCUCUUCUCUCUACAGCUUUUAUUUUUGUCACACCACCUUUCUCUCUCUAUUCUUUCUCUAAACAUCCCUCCUUUCUCUCAUCAUCAUUCCGUCUUCAUUCUGACCAUCCCUUGUCUCGCUGACCAUACCUCCUUUCUUGUUUCUUACUCUGACCAGUUUAUUUUCUCUGUCUACCUUGUGAUCAUUUAUUUUAUGUCUCUCUAACCAUCCCGCAUCUUCUCCUCCAGGUGGCCUCCAUCUCUGUCCACCACAACUACGACCCCCUGGUCUUGGACUCAGACUUGGCCGUGAUCAAGCUGCUGGACAAGGCUCGUAUCGGGGAGAAGGUCCAGCCCCUCUGCCUGCCUGACACCCAGGGGGGAGAGGUGACCUCCAGAGAGGGGCUUGUGACGGGCUGGGCCCCCCUGCCGGACCCACAGAUUGGGGAAGAGGAGAGGGCCAGGGUGGGUGUGCAGCACCUGGCCGACGUGGUGCCCUGCGAGCAGCAGUACGCCCGUAAUGGUGUGCCUGUGAGCGUCACAGACAACAUGCUCUGCGGCCGGCAGCGACCCGACUACGGCCCAUCUAACAUCUGUCCCGCGGACACAGGGGGUAUCCUGAUCCUUCCUGCCCAGACAGGCUCCGCCCAGGACCCCUCUCUUGCCUCUCCAGGGGGGCGGGACAAGUCCAAAGGGGAGUGGCGGCUGCUGGGGUUGGUGAGUUUUGGGUAUGACCAGGGAGAGUGUGACCCGGACCUGUUUACUGUGUACACACAUGUGGCCAACUUCAAAGACUGGAUAGAGAGCCAUAUGAAGUGAGAUCACCAGGGUGUGACCCACCCUGUAUCUCUCUUUUCCUCCCUCUCUUCAACCAACUACACCCUCUUUUUUGCCAAUCUCUCUCUUCAUCAUUAUUCCACCUGUUCCUUUUAUUUGCCAGCAUCUUCUCCAUUCUCCUUUCCCUCCUUCCUUCUCCCGCUGUCCCUCUUUUUGUCAUACACAGGCAGGGAGUGUGAUCAGUAAAGAGCAGAGUAACGCUGGACUGCACAGGGCAGUGCACUGAUGUUAGGGGGCCCUAACACAGCCUGAUCAGGUAUACC
Molecule: messenger RNA, 12577 nt
Organism: Coregonus sp. 'balchen'
Lineage: Eukaryota; Metazoa; Chordata; Actinopteri; Salmoniformes; Salmonidae
Source: the annotation of a GenBank genome assembly